AUGACUUCAAUUAAACCAUUUCAGAUGGAGGAUUUGUUUGAGAUUAAUCCAAUUAAUAUUGAUCCUUUGACGGAGAAUUUCAAUCCAUCCUUUUAUUUUCAUUAUUUGACAGAAUGGCCAACGUUAUUCUUUAAAUCUGUAGAACCAUAUGAUGAUUUCGGACAGCACAACGAGAUUAGCGGAUACAUGAUGGGUAAAGUAGAGGGUCAGCUUAGUCGGAAGGAAUGGCAUACGCAUAUUACUGCUGUCACGAUCAGUAAUCAAUACAGAAGGAUAGGUCUAGCAUCCGAUUUGUGCCUACAAUUAGAAGAGCUUACCAAGGGAAAACCUUACGAGACAUUAUUUGUCGACUUAUUCGUCAAGGUAACGAACACUUUAGGUCGCCAAUUGUACGAAAAGCUAGGUUACAGUGUGUACCGAAGGGUAGUAGGCUAUUAUGGUCGGACGAUACCUGAAGAUCGGCUGAAGAUAGACGACGAAAUUGAUGCUUUUGAUAUGCGGAAGCUGUUACCAAGGGACGUGAAUAACGAUACAGUGAGGAAGAAUGGCGAAAAAGUGUGUGUUCUUCCGCAAGAGGUUGUAUUUUAG
This is a messenger RNA of Priceomyces carsonii, 588 nucleotides long. Its product is annotated as peptide alpha-N-acetyltransferase complex B subunit. Gene Ontology annotation, biological process: N-terminal peptidyl-methionine acetylation. The coding region runs from base 1 to 588 and encodes 195 amino acids. NCBI's taxonomy places the organism in Eukaryota, Fungi, Ascomycota, Pichiomycetes, Serinales, Debaryomycetaceae. The record is from RefSeq and is a predicted model, not a curated record. Gene Ontology annotation, molecular function: protein-N-terminal amino-acid acetyltransferase activity. The transcript has a single exon. Gene Ontology annotation, cellular component: NatB complex.